AUGGCGUCGCGUGCGUUCCGUCAAGCGCACAUCCACGCCAAGCCCAUCGACCGACACGAAGCCGACAAGGGAAACAGAAACAGCAACAACGUCUCUACUGUAGCCGCAGCUGAUGCCGCCGUCAAGCAGAACGAGCGCGAGCGGCUGGAGAUUGAGCGUCUCGAAGCUCGCAUCGCUGAACAGACUCCAGCUCGUGGGUCGCAGCUCGGUGACGCCACGAGUUUUGACUUGUUCCCACUAUCGGAGAAUUCUCGGCGGGGUCUGAGGCUCUGCGGCUUUGUGACGCCCACCAAGAUCCAAGUGGGUGCGCUGCCGCAUGCGCUCGCAGGACGUGACGUGCUUGCUGCAGCCAAGACGGGCUCAGGCAAGACGCUGGCGUUCCUGCUGCCUGUGCUGGAGAAGCUGUUCCGCCUUCGCUGGAGUGUAGAAGAUGGACUUGGUGCACUCGUGAUCUCACCUACCAGAGAACUGGCACUGCAGAUCUUUGAAGUUUUACGCAACGUUGGCAAGGCCCACACGUUCUCGGCUGGUCUUGUGAUUGGUGGCAAGAACUUUCGGGAGGAGCAGCUUCGUCUCGUGCGGAUGAACCUGCUCGUGUGUACACCUGGUCGACUGCUGCAGCACAUGGAACAGACACCAGCGUUUGAUGCAAGCAACUUGCAAGUGCUGGUACUGGACGAAGCAGACAGGAUUCUGGAUCUCGGUUUUCAGAAACAAUUGACUGCCAUCUUGGAGCACUUGCCACCUGCUGGAGAGCGACAGACCAUGCUCUUUUCGGCCACACAGACCAAGUCGGUGAAGGAUCUGGCAGCCCUGAGUCUGCGUGAACCCGAGUACGUGGCCGUGCACGAGCACUCGACGAAUGCGACACCUAAAGGUCUCACCCAGAGCUACGUGGUGACGCCACUGGAACGCAAAUUGGAUGUGUUGCUGUCGUUCAUCAAGUCGCACUUGAAGCAGAAAACGAUUGUUUUCUUGUCCACGUGUCGUCAAGUACGCUAUGUGCAUAGCGUCUUUUGCAAGCUACAGCCUGGUAUUCCACUUUGUGCGCUGCACGGGAAGUACAAGCAGGGCAAGCGUGUGGAAGUGUACUAUGAGUUUUUGAACAAGCCGGCUGCUGUAUUGUUUGCGACGGAUAUCGCGGCGCGAGGGCUGGAUUUCCCGCAGGUUGACUGGGUGCUGCAGCUCGACUGCCCUGAAGACACGGCUAACUACAUUCACCGAGUCGGUCGUACAGCGCGUUACAAUAAGCAAGGAAAAGCGCUCAUGUGUCUUGUGCCGUCCGAGGUGGACGGCAUGUUGAAGCGUCUCGAGGCUGCCAAGGUGCCCAUCAGUGAGACGAAGCUCAAUCCAGCCAAGACCACAAGCUGUCGGCAAAAGGUAGCGUCGGUCGUUGCCGGUGACAAGGAUAUCAAAGCGCUGGCACAGAAAGCUUUCAUGUCGUAUGUGCGCUCAGUGUACUUGCAGCCGGACCGCGAGGUGUUUGACGCUACUGCUCUACCGCUGGACGCGUUUGCCGAGUCGCUAGGACUUCCUGGUGCACCACGGAUGCCCUUCUUGUCCAAAAUGAAGGCGGAGCAUGAAAAGGGUGGGAACGAGGCGCUGCGGGAUGAGCUGCGUGGGAAGAAGAAUGUCAAUCGUAAGCUGCAGCAGCUCAAGGAGAAGAUAAAGGCGGAAAAAGCACGCAAGCGUUUGGCACGGCAGCUUGCAACAAUGGACCCGAAGGAACAAGAGGAGGCGAUCAACAAGGUGGAGACGAAUCAGGAAGACAAUGAGCUGGAUGAAGUCGAGGCGGAGAAAGACUCGCUCAUGGUUGUCAAGCGCGUGCACAACUGGGCAGACGAUGACGAGCCACCGGACCUGGAAGCACUUGAUCGUCGCAAGCAGAAGAAGCAAAAGAGACUGCGCGUUGACUCUGAGGUCGUUAACACGUCCAAGAUUGUGUUUGAUGAAGACGGCAACAGCGGCACGAUCGCCGACCGUCUUGCCGCUCGUAACAGCACCAGCAGUGACUUCACUAACGUCGAGCAACAUGCCAAGGAGUACACGGAGCAAGUUGCUGCUCGUCUAGCCGCUCAAGACGCGAAGGAUCGACGUCUUGAGAAGGAACGCGUGCGUGCCAAGCACCACAAGAAGCGCAUGCAAGUCAAGGGCGAGCGAGACGACGAUAGCGACGACAAUGGUCCACGUCUUGCAGUGGACUCGGACGAUGACAAUGAUGACGACAUGAGUGGCAAUCGUAGCGAGAGCGACCACAACGACGAGACCAGCAGCGACGACGACGACAAUAACGACGAUAACGACAAGAAGCCGACGAUCGAUCGUCAAGCUGUCGCCAGCCAGGAAGCGAUGGCACUCCGAAUGCUGCAGCACCGAUAG
Peronospora matthiolae is the source of this 2379-nucleotide messenger RNA. The record is from the annotation of a GenBank genome assembly. NCBI's taxonomy places the organism in Eukaryota, Oomycota, Peronosporomycetes, Peronosporales, Peronosporaceae.